Anarrhichthys ocellatus (wolf-eel) is the source of this 2598-nucleotide messenger RNA. RefSeq names its product inositol polyphosphate-1-phosphatase (gene inpp1). Gene Ontology annotation, biological process: phosphatidylinositol phosphate biosynthetic process. The record is from RefSeq and is a predicted model, not a curated record. Gene Ontology annotation, molecular function: inositol-1,4-bisphosphate 1-phosphatase activity. NCBI's taxonomy places the organism in Eukaryota, Metazoa, Chordata, Actinopteri, Perciformes, Anarhichadidae. The transcript is spliced from 6 exons. The coding region runs from base 212 to 1345 and encodes 377 amino acids.
GUCGAGAGGAAACUCGCAGUGACGUAAAGGAACCAGAGCAGGCAGACGUAAGUGUUAAUUAGGCGUUUUAAUUACCACUGUUUUAACUGAAACUACGUCCUCUCACUCACAAUCAUCCGCGUUUUAGUGACGUUAGGGCGGACGGGAAACACACAGCUACCGAGAGCGACGGACGAGAGGAGACUAAGCGGUGUGUAACCUGUGUUUUGGCAUGGCUGAUCUGCUGAGGCUGCUGCUCCGGGUGGCUGAGAAAGCGGCUAACGUUGCUCGGGUCUGCAGGCAGGAGGCUCCUCUGUUUCAGCUCCUCGUCCAAGAGAAGACCGGAGACGACAAGAACAAGAAGUUCGUCCAGGACUUCAAGACGCUCGCUGACGUGGUGAUCCAGGAGAUGAUCAGGCAUGACGUUGGCGCUCAGUUCCCUGAGAUGGCUGCCUUCAUUCACGGAGAGGAGUCCAACAAAUUUGAAAAUGGGCUCGGAGAGAGUGUGACGGUCACCGUGUGCGGUACAGAGGAGGACACCGCGGCACUGCUGGCCACGGUGCUGGACGGUGACCACACGGCGGCGUCUCUGCUGGCUCGAGCCAUCCACCAAGAUCCAGCGAGCAUCGACGCCGAAACAGACGGUCUGACGGUGCCACUCGGCCCGUCUGAGCUCGGCAUCUGGAUCGACCCCAUAGAUGCCACCAGCCAGUACAUCGAGGGCAGGGAGGAGGUGCUGGAGGAGGGCCACCUGUCUCCUUCAGGGCUGCACUGUGCUCUGGUCCUCAUCGGGGUUUAUCUCCGGAGCACAGGUGAACCCGUCAUGGGCGUCAUCAACCAGCCGUUCAACUACAAAGACCCAGCAGGUGGAGGCUGGAGGGGGAAGCAUUUCUGGGGCGUGUCCUGUGGCAGCGUCAACGUGUGCUCAGUGUCCCGGCCAAAAGGUGGACCAGGAGCAGGUCUGUCUGCGGUGCUGAGCUCCAGUGAGAAGCCGGUGGUGAAGGAAGCCCUGACCUCUCUGUGCGGCCCCGACAAGCUGAUGUACGCCUCCGGAGCCGGAUACAAGAUCCUGUGCGUCAUCCAGGGCCUGGCUGACGUUUACGUCCUCUCGGAGGGGAGCACCUUCAAGUGGGACUCCUGCGCUCCUCACGCUCUGCUCCGAGCCCUCGGAGGGGGGGUGGUGGACCUGACUAAGUGUCUACAGUCCAGCUCUCAAGCGCAGGAGCCCCAGAUGGAACUGACCUAUCAUCAGCCCAACACUGAUCGUAAAGGAGCAGAGCGCUGGGCCAACCGUGGCGGCCUGGUGGCUUAUCGGGACGUUUCUCAGCUCCGCAGCGUCAUCGGACUUCUGAAGGACAAGCUGUAGUUAAGAGAGCAGUGGAUGUAACCGGCACACGCUGAAGCAGUUAUUGCUGCAUAUAUAUAUGAUCAUAUUCAUUCUUUAUUAGUAGGGAAGGAAGGCUGGGGUACUGGCUGAAAUAUUUUAAAUAUAAAUAAGUCUUAUUUUUAACCAGAUAUAUUACAAGAGGAACAUCCGGUCCGGGCCGAAUAAUGAUGUCAAAUACUGUCUUUUUAAUUUCUGGUGAGAAAGAUUUGUUCAGAGAGCAAAGUUAAGAACAAGGAAUGUAUUUUUUGAAAGGGAAGAACAGGUGAUGCUUAUUCGUUAAAUAUAAAGACAGCUGUUUAAUUGUCAAUAUACGAAGAGAGCCAGGAAAAGAAAAAUGCUGUUUAUGUUCCCAGUAUUGUUACCAGCUGAUAAGAAUUCAAACUAUCAGUGCAUCAGGGAGCGGAGGUCAAAGUGUGGAGAGGGACAGAAAACGUUCUACAUCAGAAUCUUUCUCAGUCAAGUUCACGUCUACGAGCUGCUUUGAUCCAAUAUGUUGGCAUUAUUUGUGACUUUUGUUUAGCUCAGACCUGAUAAGCAUUUAUUAAACAUGGCUUUGUGACAGUGUGUCUACAGAGAGCUCACUGCUGGACAGCUGAGGAACGCUUUACUGCCCGAAAAAAAAAAGACUUCAAGACGGUUCAUGACUGAUCUGAAGGAUUUAAAGGAGUUCAAGUUGCAGUUAUGAAAAGUGAUAUUACUAUUUUUCCACCUUAUCUAACCUGUAAGAGGUUAUAACAAGUCAAGUGAGUGACUCAGUAAUCUGCACCUCUGUGGAACUACUCCUUUUAAGGAGCCCUCUCUCCAUGGCCAGAGCACCAGUUAAUAAGGUCAGAGGAUGGAAAAGCCUCAUGAGGUGUGACAGUGACACAGUGUGGGUUUACAGUCAAAUGUAAUGUUGAAGGAUGGGACCUAUGCAGGCUAAAAAAAAAAGUUUGUAAUGAACUGUAAUCCUUUUGUCAAUGUGUAUGUUUAAAUGGUAUAGCUUUGAUAUGCAUUGGUAAAUAAGUAUAAGCCUUCUGAGCAUAAAACAGAACGAUGUGCAUAUAGGAAAUCCUCUUUAUUUUGAAAACCAGAGUAAGCGGGGAAAGAAACCCAACAGUGAUAUUUUUAAACUGUUUGCCAGCCAGGGAACUCGCCUCACAAUUCCCUACAAGGAAAAACAAAAACCCCUGAUGAUUGUCAGAUUUUUUGCAAGAUUUCUGCAUAUUCUGUUAAAAACUUGGAAAGAAAAA